This is a messenger RNA of Prorocentrum cordatum, 1688 nucleotides long. The record is from the annotation of a GenBank genome assembly. Lineage: Eukaryota; Dinophyceae; Prorocentrales; Prorocentraceae.
GAGGCGCAGCCAGCCGAGCAGGAGCGGCUCGCUGAGAGGGGGCCGCCCGAGGUAGUUACAUCAUGCAACGGUGGUGAGGUUUAUAUUGACGAGGAGCCGUGCAAGAGCCACCUUCAGAGUGUCUUGGACAUGGUUAUCGACCGCUUGCCACCCCUUAAGUUGUUGGCUUUGAAGGAGGCGGUGCGAAACUACUCGGUUCGCUUUGGUGGCCUUGUGACGCGUGCUUCGGCGUGCACGGGCUGCGAUAUCAAGGCGAAGGUCGACGGCUUGUUGAACGCGUUCUACUUCACUCACUUUGAUUCGAGGGUCGAUAGUGUACAUUGCUUGCGGUCUGAAAUCAAUAUCAAGAAGCCGUUAUUCAUCAGACAGAUGUUCAAUGAUGCUACUUUCAUCGUUGGGGACAUGAAGGGCCUUCAGCAGGACAUGGUGCGUGAUUGCAUUUCUGGCACGGAUAGGGUGGCCCCCCACUUCGUUAGCUUUGACGUCGGAUUUCCGUGCAAGAGCCGCACGCCCUUGAGUGCCAAGUGUCGCGAGAACUUGAACUGCUGCCAGAAAGACACAGCCGAGACAGGCAAGGCCGUCAAUUGCAUCUUCAAGAUCGUGGAGAAGAAUUGGCCAGAAGAAGUAUUGAUGGAGUGCGUCGUCAAUUUAAUGCAGGUCGGCGAAGGUUGCUUGAUAUCGGACGCGGCUUGGAUCACGCAGCAGUUGUCCGAACGGGGCUAUUGGUGCAUCGACACGGUGGUUCAGGCAUUGAAGCAGGGGUCCCCAGUGCCGCGCGAGCGUAUUUAUUGGGCCGCUGUCAGGGGCAUCCCGAAGGAGAAGUACGUCGAGGCAAGCCACUUCUUCUUGGACAUCCUGCAUGCCUUCAACGUCGGUGAGAUGACGCCCGCCCAGUGCAAUGAGGUGUUCUUGAUAAAGAAGACUCAGCUCAGGGAGGGUAUCUCGGACUCAUGCGGCCUCCCAGUUUAUGCAGGCACGGGCCUGAUGUCGAACCAGUCGAAAGGCCCGAAGGCCAGCGAGCCGAACUACAAGACGGACCACCACCAGAUCUUCACUGCGAGUGGCUUCGAGUGGCCCGUGAAUUGGGAUGGGCCACGCGGUGCGGACGUACCCCCAGAUGGGUUGUAUGCGAGAGAGCGGGAGUCUUUGGCCUUCUUGCACUGGAGGUUUCCAUUCGAUGUUGCGAACGGUGCUGAGUAUGCCGAGUUCAUCGAGAUCAACACUUCUCUGCCGCGUCUCCUUCAGGGUUGCGUGGAGCCCGACUCGGAGUACGAGCGCUUCAAGAAAAGCCCGUGGAGGCCGACACCUGGCACAUUGAUCGGCAGUGGCAAGAUUGCAGUCAGGUAUGCCUAUGAUGGUGCUAUCGUCGUGAGGUUAUUGGAGCCAGUGGAGUAUUUGCGGUGCAUCGGCUGGGGCUCCUCUUUCUGCGAGAUGCAGUUGUUCAGCCAGAGCGCGAUGCACGCCCUCAACCCGCCUCUCACGCAGGCCUCUUACGCAGACCUGAUCGCCGACAUGGCGGGCAACGCGUGGUCGGCGUACUCCUACGCCGCCGUCAGGACAGCAUUGAUUGCGACGUCGGGCAAGUACGUGCCAGCGCAGGUGGUGGAUUUGUCCAGCGUCGAUGCCGCCGACGAUGUGGGUGCGUCCGAGGACGCGACGAAGGCUGGCGUCGACCCUGAGGGCGACGG